This is a messenger RNA of Trifolium pratense (red clover), 1825 nucleotides long. RefSeq lists its product as uncharacterized. The transcript has 4 exons. NCBI's taxonomy places the organism in Eukaryota, Viridiplantae, Streptophyta, Magnoliopsida, Fabales, Fabaceae. The record is from RefSeq and is a predicted model, not a curated record. The coding region runs from base 46 to 1794 and encodes 582 amino acids. Gene Ontology annotation, molecular function: endopeptidase inhibitor activity.
ACAUUCUUCUAAAAUAUUCUUCUUUAUCCAAAGAGAUAACACAUCAUGAAAACCUCACUCUUAGCAUUUUCCAUCAUAUUUUUAGCCUUCAUUUGCAAAACUAUUGCAGCACCUGAACCAGUUCUUGACAUCUCAGGCAAGAAACUAACAACAGGUAUCAAAUACUACAUUUUACCAGUCAUAAGAGGUAAAGGUGGUGGUUUAACACUUGCAAGUGAAAACAACAAUACAUGUCCACUUUAUGUUGUUCAAGAAAAGCAUGAAGUAAAGAAUGGUGAACCAGUUACUUUCACACCUUAUAAUGCUAAAAAAGGUGUGAUUCUAACCUCAACUGAUCUCAACAUAAAAUCCUAUAUAACAAAAACUACAUGUACUCAAUCAAAAGUUUGGAAGCUUCUUAAAGAGUUAACAGGGGUGUGGUUUUUGGCUACAGGGGGUGUAGAAGGAAAUCCAGGUUUUGACACUAUUUUCAAUUGGUUUAAGAUUGAGAAAGCUGAUAAAGAUUAUGUGCUUUCUUUCUGUCCUUCAGUUUCCACAACUAAGACUUUGUGUAGGGAACUAGGGUUAUAUGUUGAUGAUACUGGGAAUAAGCACUUAGCUUUGAGUGAUAAAGUUCCAUCAUUUAGGGUUGUGUUUAAAAGGAGAAACAUGAAAACCUCACUCUUAGCAUUUUCCAUCAUAUUUUUAGCCUUAAUUUGCAAAUCUAUUGCAGCACCUGAACCAGUUCUUGACAUCUCAGGCAAGAAACUAACAACAGGUGUCAAAUACUACAUUUUACCAGUCAUAAGAGGCAAAGGUGGUGGUUUAACAGUUACAAAUACACUACAUGUUCUCAAAUCUCAAUCACAAGUUUGGAAGCUUCUUAAAGUGUUGACAGGGGUGUGGUUUUUAGCUACAGGGGGUGUAGAAGGUAAUCCAGGUUUUGACACUAUUUUCAAUUGGUUUAAGAUUGAGAAAGCUGAUAAAGAUUAUGUGCUUUCUUUCUGUCCUUCAGUUUCCACAACUAAGACUUUGUGUAGGGAACUAGGGUUAUAUAUUGAUGAUACUGGGAAUAAGCACUUAGCUCUUAGUGAUAAAGUUCCAUCAUUUAGGGUUGUCUCCAUCCAUCACAAACCAAAACAUACAAAUUACUUACUAAAUUCAAUCAUAUACAAAACAAUGAAAAUCACAUUGCUUGCAUUUGUCCUUUUUGCCUUCUUGAGCACAAAACCACUGCUUGGAGCAGCUGAUGCUUCAAAUGACCAAGUGGUUGACACAUUAGGCAAAAAACUCCGAGCUGAUACUAAUUACUAUAUUCUUCCGGUUAUACCCAUUUCUAGAUGCAGACCUUAUGAAAAAUGUAGAAGUAGUGGUGCAAGUCUUGGCCUUGCUAGUAUUAGACAAAGUUUCCCCCUUGUUGUUGUUAAUCGAUAUCAAGGAUUGUCACUUACUUUUAAACCUGUUAACCCAAAAAAGGGUGUUAUUCGUGUUUCUACUGAUUUAAACAUCAAAUUUUCAUCUUGUACUAUUAGUCCACUGUAUUCCGGAGUGUGGAAGCUUGAUCGUUUUGAUUUUUCUAAGAGACGGUGGUUUGUGACUACCGGCAGUGUUGUAGGAAAACCAGGUCGGGAAACUAUCAAUAAUUGGUUCAAGAUUAAGAAGUAUGGUGAUGCUUAUAAGUUGGUGUAUUGUCCUAGUGUGGUGCAAUCUUUCAAGCAUUUGUGUAAGGAUGUUGGUGUGUUUGUGGAUGAAAAGGGAAAUAAGCGUUUGGCACUAAGUGAUGUUCCCCUCAAAGUUAAAUUUCAACAAGCUUGAUCUAUAAGCUUCUCUUAAUAGUAUGCAUAAA